CAAUAUGUGUGGUUGGUCGGUCGGUCGGUCGAUCAUUGCCAUCUCUUAUCAUCAUGCCGAUUUUUUUUUAUUUUAUUGGAUAUAUGAUGCUGUAAAAUUUUGUAAAAAAAAAUUUGAAAAAUCACAACUGUCAUCAUAAUAAAGAUUUAAAAAAUUGAAAAAUGUUAAUAAAUGUGAAAAAAUCACCAAAUGGACGUUUUAUUCAACGUUUCAUACCGGCACGUUUUAUAUUCAUUUUUUUAAGUUCAUUUGGUUUUUUUCUAGUUUAUGCAUAUAAAGUUGUACUUAGUAUGGCCAUUGUUUCAAUGGUCAAAACAUCAACGACGAAAAAUGAAACAAUUAUGGUGGAAGAAUUUUCAUUUAUUUCUGAUGAAAAAUGUCCCGGAUCCACAGAGGUCGAUAAUAUUGUCGGUGAAUUUGAUUGGUCUGAAUCGAUUAAAAAUAAUGUUCUGGCAGCAUUUUUCUAUGGUUAUGUUUGUACUCAGAUUCCGGCCGGAAUUUUUUCAAAUAAAUUCGGUAGUAAAUGGAUUUUCAGUAUCAGCCUAUUGAUUGCUGCCAUUUGUUCAUUAUUAAGUCCUAUUGCUGCAAGACAAAGUUAUAUUUGGUUCUUUACAUUACGAUUUAUUCAAGGAUUAGCUGAAGGUGUUGUUUAUCCAUGUAUGAAUAAAAUGAUCGCACAAUGGAUACCGAAAAUGGAACUUAGUCGUGGUACAACAUUGAUUUAUACUGGUGCACAAUUUGGUACUGUAUUCACAUUACCAAUUGCAGCACAACUGAAUGGUAGUAGUUUAGGAUGGACUGCUUCAUUCUAUUUACUUGGUAUAAUCGGUAUUGUUUGGUUCAUUCUGUUUGCAACAUUAGUGUUUGAAUCACCGGAACUACAUCCAUUCAUUUCACAAAAAGAAUUUGAUCAUAUUGUACAUAAUGGUGGUGGUAAACAAAUUGAAAGAAAAUUAAUUAUACCAUAUCGUGAAAUAUUCACAUCAAUACCUGUUUAUGGUCUUAUAUUGACACAUUUUGGCCAGAAUUGGGCUUUUCUCACCAUAUUGACUUAUAUGCCAACGUAUAUGAAAAAUGUUCUACAUACAAACAAUACUCAGAAUACAAUAAUCUCUGGCCUUCCAUAUCUAGGUCAAGCACUAUUUGGUUGGAUUUGUUCAUUUAUUUCGGAUAAAUUACGUUCAAGUGGACGAUUACAGAUAACAACUAUUCGAAAAAUAAACAAUUUUAUCGCAUUCAUACCACCGGCAAUAUGUAUUGCUUUAAUUCCGACCGUUGGAUGUAAUCAGAUUGUCAGCUGUAUACUACUCAUAUUGGCUGUUACAUUUAAUGGUGCAUCAUUCAGUGGUUUUAAUUCAACACAUGUUGAUAUGGCACCAGAUUUUGCCGGAGUUUUAAUGGGAUUUACUAAUAGUUUCGGUAAUGUACCCGGUUUUGUUGUACCAAAAGUGGUCAAUUUAUUCACAAAUAAAGAGAGUACGAUAAAAAGCUGGUCAUAUGUAUUCUAUGUUGCCAUUGUUGUAAACAUAUUGUCAACAUUAAUCUAUACAUUUAUGUGUACAGCCAAAGAACAAAUAUGGGGCCGGAUGCGGAAAUGAUAAAAUUGAAUUUGAUGUGAAUGGGAAUUCCUUCAUUUUUUUCUAUUGA
Messenger RNA from Dermatophagoides farinae (American house dust mite), 1647 nucleotides. RefSeq names its product sialin. Gene Ontology annotation, cellular component: membrane. Gene Ontology annotation, biological process: transmembrane transport; monoatomic anion transport. Gene Ontology annotation, molecular function: transmembrane transporter activity. The record is from RefSeq and is a predicted model, not a curated record. Lineage: Eukaryota; Metazoa; Arthropoda; Arachnida; Sarcoptiformes; Pyroglyphidae.